This is a messenger RNA of Knipowitschia caucasica, 2634 nucleotides long. The record is from the annotation of a GenBank genome assembly. NCBI's taxonomy places the organism in Eukaryota, Metazoa, Chordata, Actinopteri, Gobiiformes, Gobiidae.
AUGCUGCAAUACCACCCCGGGCCUGUGGGGGUGGACCCUGACAUGCUGCAGUACCACCCCGGGCCUGUGGGGGUGGACCCUGACAUGCUGCAGUACCACCCCGGGCCUGUGGGGGUGGACCCUGACAUGCUGCAGUACCACCCCGGGCCUGUGGGGGUGGACCCUGACAUGCUGCAGUACCACCCCGGGCCUGUGGGGGUGGACCCUGACAUGCUGCAGUACCACCCCGGGCCUGUGGGGGUGGACCCUGACAUGCUGCAGUACCACCCCGGGCCUGUGGGGGUGGACCCUGACAUGCUGCAGUACCACCCCGGGCCUGUGGGGGUGGACCCUGACAUGCUGCAGUACCACCCCGGGCCUGUGGGGGUGGACCCUGACAUGCUGCAGUACCACCCCGGGCCUGUGGGGGUGGACCCUGACAUGCUGCAGUACCACCCCGGGCCUGUGGGGGUGGACCCUGACAUGCUGCAGUACCACCCCGGGCCUGUGGGGGUGGACCCUGACAUGCUGCAGUACCACCCCGGGCCUGUGGGGGUGGACCCUGACAUGCUGCAGUACCACCCCGGGCCUGUGGGGGUGGACCCUGACAUGCUGCAAUACCACCCCGGGCCUGUGGGGGUGGACCCUGACAUGCUGCAGUACCACCCCGGGCCUGUGGGGGUGGACCCUGACAUGCUGCAGUACCACCCCGGGCCUGUGGGGGUGGACCCAGAAGUAGAAUUAGCCAAUGCUAACAUAUAUGGCCCAAAGCUCCGUUCCACAUAUGUGGUUCUUACAGAUGUGGUUCCUACAGAUGUGGUUCUUACAGAUGUGGUUCUUACAGAUGUGGUUCCUACAGAUGUGGUUCCUACAGAUGUGGUUCUUACAGAUGUGGUUCCUACAGAUGUGGUUCUUACAGAUGUGGUUCCUACAUAUGUGGUUCUUACAGAUGUGGUUCUUACAGAUGUGGUUCUUACAGAGGUUCUUACAGAUGUGGUUCCUACAGAUGUGGUUCCUACAGAGGUUCUUACAGAUGUGGUUCUUACAGAUGUGGUUCCUACAGAGGUUCUUACAGAUGUGGUUCCUACAGAUGUGGUUCUUACAGAUGUGGUUCUUACAGAUGUGGUUCCUACAGAGGUUCUUACAGAUGUGGUUCCUACAGAGGUUCUUACAGAUGUGGUUCCUACAGAUGUGGUUCCUACAGAUGUGGUUCUUACAGAUGUGGUUCCUACAGAUGUGGUUCUUACAGAUGUGGUUCCUACAGAUGUGGUUCCUACAGAUGUGGUUCUUACAGAUGUGGUUCUUACAGAGGUUCUUACAGAUGUGGUUCCUACAGAUGUGGUUCUUACAGAUGUGGUUCCUACAGAUGUGGUUCCUACAGAUGUGGUUCUUACAGAUGUGGUUCCUACAGAUGUGGUUCCUACAGAGGUUCUUACAGAUGUGGUUCCUACAGAGGUUCUUACAGAUGUGGUUCCUACAGAUGUGGUUCUUACAGAUGUGGUUCCUACAGAUGUGGUUCUUACAGAUGUGGUUCUUACAGAUGUGGUUCCUACAGAUGUGGUUCCUACAGAUGUGGUUCUUACAGAUGUGGUUCCUACAGAUGUGGUUCCUACAGAUGUGGUUCUUACAGAUGUGGUUCCUACAGAUGUGGUUCUUACAGAUGUGGUUCUUACAGAUGUGGUUCCUACAGAUGUGGUUCUUACAGAUGUGGUUCCUACAGAUGUGGUUCCUACAGAUGUGGUUCUUACAGAUGUGGUUCUUACAGAUGUGGUUCCUACAGAUGUGGUUCCUACAGAUGUGGUUCCUACAGAUGUGGUUCCUACAGAUGUGGUUCUUACAGAUGUGGUUCUUACAGAUGUGGUUCCUACAGAUGUGGUUCCUACAGAUGUGGUUCUUACAAAUGUGGUUCUUACAAAUGUGGUUCCUACAGAUGUGGUUCCUACAGAGGUGGUUCUUACAGAUGUGGUUCUUACAAAUGUGGUUCCUACAGAUGUGGUUCCUACAGAUGUGGUUCUUACAGAUGUGGUUCUUACAGAUGUGGUUCUUACAGAUGUGGUUCCUACAGAUGUGGUUCUUACAGAUGUGGUUCUUACAAAUGUGGUUCUUACAGAUGUGGUUCCUACAGAGGUGGUUCUUACAGAUGUGGUUCUUACAAAUGUGGUUCCUACAGAGGUGGUUCUCACAGAUGUGGUUCUUACAGAUGUGGUUCCUACAGAGGUUCUUACAGAUGUGGUUCCUACAGAGGUUCUUACAGAUGUGGUUCUUACAGAGGUUCUUACAGAUGUGGUUCCUACAGAGGUUCUUACAGAUGUGGUUCCUACAGAGGUUCUUACAGAUGUGGUUCCUACAGAGGUUCUUACAGAUGUGGUUCUUACAAAUGUGGUUCCUACAGAGGUGGUUCUUACAGAUGUGGUUCCUACAAAUGUGGUUCCUACAGAUGUGGUUCCUACAGAUGUGGUUCUUACAGAUGUGGUUCUUACAAAUGUGGUUCUUACAAAUGUGGUUCCUACAGAGGUGGUUCUCACAGAUGUGGUUCUUACAGAUGUGGUUCCUACAGAGGUUCUUACAGAUGUGGUUCCUACAGAGGUUCUUACAGAUGUGGUUCCUACAGAGGUUCUUACCGGCCGCUCUGCAGCUGGAUGUGCAGGGAGGUGA